AUGCGUAGGCUAGGAUGUAAAGUCAUGGCUGUUAGACUAAGGAUUCUACUUCUACCAUUUAGAGAUCCCAUGGCUUUGGAGUGGGAGAGUGCAUUUGGGAGCCUAACAUCCGGGGAAGUAGUUGAUUUAAGAGAUUUAAAAGUUUUUAUGGUGUGGUUAGAAUUGAUAGGAGAUAUUGAAGAAGAUGAUGAGCGAGGCUAUGGUGGCAAUUGA
This is a messenger RNA of Dovyalis caffra, 213 nucleotides long. The record is from the annotation of a GenBank genome assembly. Lineage: Eukaryota; Viridiplantae; Streptophyta; Magnoliopsida; Malpighiales; Salicaceae.